Molecule: messenger RNA, 7746 nt
Organism: Myotis daubentonii (Daubenton's bat)
Lineage: Eukaryota; Metazoa; Chordata; Mammalia; Chiroptera; Vespertilionidae
Gene: DLG2
Product: discs large MAGUK scaffold protein 2
Exons: 23
Coding region: 185-2944 (919 amino acids)
Biological process (GO): cell-cell adhesion; embryo development; receptor localization to synapse
Cellular component (GO): neuromuscular junction; basolateral plasma membrane; neuron projection
Molecular function (GO): protein kinase binding; ionotropic glutamate receptor binding
Source: RefSeq, a predicted model, not a curated record
GAGCUGCUCUCGCUGCUCCCACGGCUCCCAGGAUGCACUGCUUAUAGCAGCUGUCAAAGCUACUGAGGGAUCCACGCGAGGGGGGAAAAAAGAGACUUUUACAACUGCCUGGAAGCAAGGGGUGUCAAGGAGGAAACAUUCCUGGGCAGAGCUGACCAAAGGAAAGAGUAGACAUCAGUGCACUAUGAAUGCAUACCUCACCAAGCAGCACAGCUGCAGCCGGGGGUCCGAUGGGAUGGAUGCCGGCAGGAGUGCACCCACAGUGCUCAGGGAUGCCCACUGCGCUUGUGGCUGGCAGAGGAGCCCUCAGGGGCUCGGGUACAAUUCUCAGACCAUGCCUUCUUCAGGACCUGGGGGUCCAGCUUCAAACAGGACCAAGCUGGUCACCUUGUGGGACAGUGUGCGGAAAAGUCCCCACAGGACGAGCACCAAGGGCAAAGGGACUUGUGGGGAGCACUGUGCCUGCCCACAUGGCUGGUUCAGCCCAGCACAGGCCAGCCCUGCUCCUAUAAUUGUCAACACUGAUACGUUGGACACGAUUCCCUAUGUCAAUGGGACAGAAAUUGAAUAUGAGUUUGAAGAAAUUACUUUGGAGAGGGGGAAUUCUGGCCUGGGAUUCAGUAUUGCUGGAGGGACAGAUAAUCCCCAUAUUGGAGAUGACCCUGGCAUAUUUAUUACGAAGAUUAUACCAGGAGGUGCUGCAGCAGAGGAUGGCAGACUCAGGGUCAAUGAUUGUAUCUUGCGGGUGAACGAGGUGGAUGUGUCAGAGGUUUCCCACAGUAAAGCGGUGGAGGCCCUCAAAGAGGCAGGUUCUAUUGUUCGGCUGUACGUGCGUAGGAGGCGACCCAUUCUGGAGACUGUUGUGGAAAUCAAACUGUUCAAGGGACCUAAAGGUUUAGGCUUCAGUAUUGCAGGAGGUGUGGGGAACCAGCACAUUCCUGGAGACAACAGCAUUUAUGUAACUAAAAUCAUAGAUGGAGGAGCUGCACAAAAGGAUGGGAGGUUGCAAGUAGGAGACAGACUACUCAUGGUAAACAACUACAGUUUAGAAGAAGUAACACACGAAGAGGCAGUAGCAAUAUUGAAGAACACGUCAGAUGUAGUUUAUCUAAAGGUUGGCAAGCCCACCACCAUUUAUAUGACUGAUCCUUAUGGUCCACCGGAUAUUACUCACUCUUAUUCUCCACCGAUGGAAAACCAUCUACUUUCUGGCAACAAUGGCACUUUAGAAUAUAAAACCUCCCUGCCGCCCAUCUCUCCGGGAAGGUACUCACCAAUUCCAAAGCACAUGCUUGUUGAGGACGAUUACACCAGGCCUCCGGAACCCGUUUACAGCACUGUGAACAAACUCUGUGAUAAGCCUGCUUCUCCCAGGCACUAUUCCCCUGUUGAGUGUGACAAAAGCUUCCUUCUAUCAGCUCCCUACCCCCACUACCACCUAGGCCUGCUCCCUGACUCUGAGAUGACCAGUCAUUCCCAACACAGCACUGCAACCCGCCAGCCUUCAGUGACCCUUCAACGGGCCAUCUCACUGGAAGGGGAGCCCCGCAAGGUGGUGCUGCACAAAGGCUCCACUGGCCUGGGCUUCAACAUUGUGGGCGGGGAAGACGGAGAAGGUAUUUUUGUGUCCUUCAUUCUGGCCGGUGGACCAGCAGACCUGAGUGGAGAGCUCCAGAGAGGAGACCAGAUCCUAUCCGUGAAUGGCAUUGACCUCCGGGGAGCAUCCCACGAACAGGCUGCUGCUGCUCUGAAGGGGGCUGGACAGACAGUGACGAUCAUAGCACAAUACCAACCUGAAGAUUACGCUCGAUUUGAGGCCAAAAUCCAUGACCUACGAGAGCAGAUGAUGAACCACAGCAUGAGCUCCGGGUCCGGGUCCCUGCGAACCAAUCAGAAACGCUCCCUCUAUGUCAGAGCCAUGUUUGACUAUGACAAGAGCAAGGACAGUGGGCUGCCAAGCCAAGGACUUAGUUUUAAAUACGGAGAUAUUCUCCAUGUUAUCAACGCCUCUGAUGAUGAGUGGUGGCAAGCCCGGAGAGUCACCCUGGAUGGAGACAGUGAGGAGAUGGGAGUCAUCCCCAGCAAACGGAGGGUGGAAAGAAAGGAGCGUGCCCGAUUAAAGACUGUGAAGUUUAAUGCAAAACCUGGAGUGAUUGAUUCAAAAGGGUCAUUCAAUGACAAGCGUAAAAAGAGCUUCAUCUUUUCACGAAAAUUCCCAUUCUACAAGAACAAGGAGCAGAGUGAGCAGGAAACCAGUGAUCCUGAACAACAUGCUUCUUCUAAUGCCAGCGAUAGCGAAAGUAGCUACCGAGGGCAAGAAGACUUCAUUCUUUCUUACGAGCCUGUCUCAAGGCAGGAAAUAAACUACACUCGGCCAGUGAUUAUCCUGGGCCCCAUGAAGGAUCGGAUCAAUGACGACUUGAUAUCUGAAUUCCCUGACAAAUUUGGCUCCUGUGUGCCUCAUACUACAAGGCCAAAGCGUGACUACGAGGUGGAUGGCAGAGACUAUCACUUUGUCAUUUCCAGAGAACAAAUGGAGAAGGAUAUCCAAGAGCACAAGUUUAUAGAAGCCGGCCAGUACAACGACAACUUGUAUGGAACCAGUGUGCAGUCUGUGAGAUUUGUAGCAGAAAGGGGCAAACACUGUAUACUUGACGUAUCAGGAAAUGCUAUCAAGCGGUUACAAGUUGCUCAGCUCUAUCCCAUUGCCAUCUUCAUUAAGCCCAAGUCUCUGGAACCUCUGAUGGAGAUGAACAAGCGUCUCACAGAGGAACAGGCCAAGAAAACCUACGAUCGUGCAAUUAAGCUAGAACAAGAAUUUGGAGAGUAUUUUACGGCUAUUGUCCAAGGAGACAGCUUAGAAGAUAUAUAUAACCAGUGCAAGCUUGUCAUUGAAGAGCAGUCUGGGCCUUUCAUCUGGAUCCCCUCAAAGGAAAAGUUAUAAAUUAGCCACUGCACCUCUGACAACGACAGAAGAGCAUUUAGAAGAACAAAAUAUAUAUAUAAUAUUACCACUUGGAGGCUUUUAUGUUUUUGUUGCAUUUAUGUUUUGCAGUCAAUGUGAAUUCUGAUGAAUGUACAACACAAACUGUGUGAAGCCAUGAAGGAAACAGAGGGGCCGAAGGGUGGGACAGAAAAGACACUGCGGUAUGCAGGAAGGCGUUGGUUUGCUCAAGGGGCCAGGCAUAGGGAUGAACCUCUGACGGGCUUGGUGCCCAAGCUGGGCAGCCUCCUCACCCAGCAGAUGUCCAGAGCCGACUUAGCUGCUGAGCUCUCUGUAUUUUAUUUUUUUUUUUGCUUUAAAGAAAAGUUGCCAGCACUUGAACUUCACCAACCUUCCCAUUACCCACACCUGUAAUUGGUCCACUUUGACUUUUUAUAUGCACAUCCUUUGAUUUCUUAACGAGCAAAGGAAAGAACGAAGGAAAAAAAAAAGAAAGGAGUCCCUUUGGAGGCGGCAUAAUACCAGGGAAGGAUGUGUGUGCAGUUUCUUUGACUGGCACCUGCAAAGACGAGCAUUUCAUAAAACUCACGAGUGUAUGGAGGACUGACCCUACUGAGAAGAGGGGGUUCCACCUGGGUUAGCUUCAUGAUUGUUUAUUGUCUAUUUUGCCAUUUAUAAAGUGAAAGAAGGCACUAAAGAUGAGAAUAAUUUAUACAAUAAAAAUAUAUUAAAUGUAUAGAAACACAUUUCUAUAGGUUAUAAAAGUUUUGUGAAAUAUUUUGUAAAGACUAAUUAAUGGAAAGACUAACUGUAUGCACUACCUGCAGAUUAUCAAAUUCAAGAACUGAACAUUGCACUCUCCCUUCUGUUGCCAAUGAUCCACUAAGAGCAUCUGAGUUCCUUCCAAGUCUGACACAGGCUUCUCCCUUACUUACCCCCCAUGACCUCCCUAUCCGAUCAGUGACAGACUCUCAUGGAGCACAUCCUUUAAUGAGUUGCCCUCAUGGAUAUUUUUUGGAAGACAUUUGGUUAAUGCAUUUUAACGCUGGUGGCUUUCAGAGACAAACUCAUACCAACAAGCUAAAGGGAAGUUUUUGCUUUUCUCUUGAUAAACAACCUGGGCCUGCCAUGCAAAUAGCUGAAUAACUUUGUUCCUAGUUACUUACAUACAAUUCUUAAAGGGUCAUGUAGUAUUUUGGCCAAUCGUGAGUAAUUAGGACACUUUAAUUUGUCUGUUUCACAAGUAACAGGUUUUAUAACAGCCAGAGAUGCUACAGAGUCAUAGAGAGAUCUGUCCCAGGAUGCACUAUUUCUUUGAGGAAGAGAGAGAGAAAAUUAUCUGGUUGGGGUUGAGGGGUGCAGAUUUGUUUCUGUAUACAGGGCAAAGAAGAGAACAGUAAGGAAAGACAACUAAUGACUUAGAGGUCAACCAAUUAAACUGCCUUUCUUGAGGGCUGCACCUGGACCAAGUUUAUUUUUUAGCGAUUAUAAUAAUGAUUUUUUUAAAAGGAGGGAACCUCCCAAAGCCUAUAUCCUACAUUAGAGCCGGUGGUGACAUUAGCUUUGCUUGUGCCCAAGGUGUUUAGAGAGAGACUUUUCUGUAAUCUCAAUAACCACUCAACUCUGGGUUCUAUGCAGGCCCAGACUCAGCCCCAUCGCCUUAUUCCUGGGGUACAUCCAGACCUGGCAGGAAUUCUGCCACACUGUGCAGCAAACCAGCAUGCAGGCUGGGGUGGCAAAGCAAGAGACAGAGCCAUCAGCGGUGGUGGGGCUUUUCACAGGAAGAACAUUAGAGCUCAGAAUGAGGGUCUCUUUCCAAAAACAGGCAGUGUUCAUCUUACACUAACUACCAUUCUCUGCCUGGCUGCAGUCACCAAAACAAACACGGAAAAGCAAAAUCAUGCAUCUACCUGUAGUCUUGAGGCUGCCUUUGCUAAUGAAAGGGCUGGCAAAGUACUUACCCUCUAAUGAAAGUUAAAUUUCUAGAAAUUCCCUUAGAUUGCUCCAAGUGUUAAAGAGGUGACCACAUUUGCCAUUAGCCAGUUUCAGGUCGAGGUCUCCUUUCAUCGAUAUUGCUCCCAGACCUUUCCUGCCACCAGAAUGCCAUUCCUGGUCCCAGCUCUAUCUUUAGGCCACCAUGAUUACUCCUUUGGUUUCUCAACUGAGCAUGCAACCAUUUAUUUAAAGGACUGUCAUUAACGAGUAGAUGUUUCCGCGGGUCGUGCGAUGUGCUUUUCAUUUAAUAUUAAGUAUUGUUGUGGCUGAGUACAAUCAAACUGAACCACCAACCCUUGGUUUUGUAGUAAUAUAUUUAUUUAUUUUCCUAGUGUAGAUGCUUUCAGACUAGAAUUGGCAUUUGCACUGAUUUUUUUAUGUAGAUUUAUAUAAAUAUAUAUACAUAUAUAUUUGCUUGAAGAAUCACCAAGCAAAUUGGUGAGAGGGUCUUUUCCUAUAGAAUUUACACCUCCAUUUGUUGUGUUGUCUUGCGCCUCCCAACGUUGAGGUCUCUAUGGCUCCAGUGAACGGGUGUAUUUUGCAGCAAACCUGACAACUCGUGUGGAAUCGGCAGGAGAGUUACCCAGAUCACAUCUGGUGCCAAUGCACUUGGAGCCUGGGGCCAGACUGGUGCUAACACUGCAAACUUUGUCCGGAGCUCUCUCCAAUCUGAAGGCUUGCUGGGGGCGCAAUGUCACCUUCCCAUGCUGGGCCCUUUCGGAAAAGUGCCAGAUCGUGUCACUGGUGCUAUUUUUCAUGCUCUGGUACAAUGUGUAGCACCACGGGGGUCUCAGCUUUACCAAAUUCAAAACCCCACUUGUCAGCUAAUUGCAGGGGCACCUGUUUUUUGCUCUUCUCCCGUGGGAUUUGUCGGCCACCUCUUUGCAGGCCUUUUCUCCCAGCCCCAAGUUCUUGGGUCGGCUCCAUGUGUUUAGUGAGCCAUCUUUACGAAGCUGCACUCAGGUGCCUGUGAGCUGUCUCAGAUCCCACUGCCAGCCCUAAAGGACUCGAAGCCAGGGAAGAGCUCUCCGCUCCUCUGGCUCUCACCUCUGGUUCUUUCUCAUUCUUCCUCUGCUCUCCCCUUCUCUUUCCAUCUCAUUCCACAGAUGUUUUUGUUACCUCUCCUUUGAGCCUUCCUUCCUGUCUUCUCUAAGUUGUUGACUUUCCUAUAGCCCUUCUUUACUUCUCCCCUUUAUUACCCAUCUCUUUGUCUGUCUCUUCUUUAUUCUGUCUCUUUCCCCUUCUUAUUCCUCUUCCCCUCCUUUCCCACUCUUUUUUUUUUUAUUAUUUCAGAGAGGAAGGGAGAGGGAGAGAGAGAGAGAAACAAGCAUGAUGAUAGAAUUAUUGAUCGGCCGCCUCCUACACUGGGGAACAAGCCCACAACUCAGGCAUGUGCCCUGACCAGGAAUCAAACUGUGAUCUCCCGGUUCAAAGGUCGAUGCUCAACUACUGAGCCACAUUGGCUGGGCUCCUUUCCCGUUCUUUCUCUUUUCCUCACAUUUCUGGUCAUCUCCUCUCCAACACCGCACUUCUUAAUGUUUCUGUCCUAUAAGGGCUCGUGGCUGAUUCAGACAGCAAGUCCAUAAGCUGGACUAGUGACACAAAUACUUGGGGUCACCAUUUCACCUACGCAGCCCAGAAGGCAAUGCUGAGCAUGAGGUCCUGCCCCACUGAGCCAGCCUGCACCGCUGUCCUGGCAGUGACGCUGCAUGUGCUCUGGGCUCUGCGGCACCUGGGUGCCCCCUCUGCCGGAAGGCUGGUCCAAAGCAAGCCCACUCCCAGCACCAGCCCAUGGCUCUAGGGACACUUCCUUCCAAUAAAGGCAGACUCCAGCCCCAACAAUUAUUCUGACAGCAACACUCUUCCUUCUCAUUGAAGCCAUGCCAUCACCUUGAUUUGGAGAAAGAUUUUUUUUCCCCAUUCAUAAGCUCCCGCCCCCCAUUUUUAUGUGAAAUACCACCCCCCACCCCGCCCUCUGCUUUUCAGCUGGUGAGAUUGAAUGGACUUGCUGGUGAAAUAACAUCUUUUUGUUCCUGUCUUGGUCCUGCCUAAAUUCCUACAAAAAUAUUUAAGUCAAGGACUCAGGCUAGUUCCUAAGUUUAUUAUAAUAAUUUGUCUCUCCUAGAGGGAAAUAAGGGGACAUUUCCCUUAAAGCAUGUGGAGUACCUCCUGUGACAACUGAUUAGCCAGAGAACUCUCUAGAGAAUUCUGUGGCUAGACAUUUUACUUCUGUGUACGUAUGGUAUAUGGGGUAUGUAUGUCAUGUAUACACAUACUACACUGGGUCUGAAUGAAUGUGGAUGGAAACCCACACACUCGCUCCAGUCUGUAAAUAUCCUUCCUCACUGAAAACUGUGCUUCGGAAAUCAUGUCUUGUACAGCUGUGCAGUUUCUUGUAGCAGCUGAGGACAAGCUAAGACGGGUGGACAAUUUAGACAAAGCUCAUCUCUAAGAGAGAAUUCAGAAUCUCCCUAGCAACUCACGAGGACAGACAACCAACCGGCAAGGUUGACUCCCAAUGGGAUGGCAAACUUUUCUUCUCUCCUUUCUGAAUUUGUGUUUCCUAAGUGAGUGCACCAGACUGUACCCUGGUUAGACAGUUUUGUGCUUCUCUCAGACAGGAUGUUCCUCCAUCGAGCUACUGUAGUGCAGGAUGGGAGGGAGGGGAAAGACUCCUUGCCUGGCUGGAGUUUACGGAGACACUGCACAGCUUACACUCCUGUUAAGUGUAAAUAUUCGACACUUCCAUUCCAUUUGUGUAAAAAAUAAAGCACACACGAUUAUAAAAUCAAGAUGUAUAUUUCAUA